AUGUUAGAAUCUCUUGACUUGUCAAGAAACCAGCUAUCUGGUAGAAUUCCAUCAAGCUUUUCGAGCUUGAAUUUUCUGAGUGUCUUGGACUUAUCAUACAAUAACUUGUCAGGAAGAACUCCACUAAGCGCCCAACUUCAGAGUUUUAACUACUCUCAAUAUAUGGGAAAUCUUGGACUUUGUGGACCACCAGUGACACAGAAAUGCCCUGGAGCUGAAACAACUCAAGAUCCUGGAAUCACCAGUGGCAAUAAAAGUGAUUGUAACACCGAAGGAGACAAUGAUGGCCUCAUAUACUUGGGAUUUUAUGCAAGUAUAGUGCUGGGUUUCCUCAUAGGAUUUUGGGGUGUCUAUGGGACUUUACUGCUUAAGAGUUCAUGGAGAUAUGCCUACUUCCAAGUCCUGAAUGAUACAAAAGACUGGAUUUAUGUUACAACAGCACUGCACACGGAAAAAUUGCAGUGGAGACUUCAAAGAUAA
This is a messenger RNA of Prunus dulcis (almond), 480 nucleotides long. Its product is annotated as receptor-like protein EIX2. The transcript has a single exon. The coding region runs from base 1 to 480 and encodes 159 amino acids. NCBI's taxonomy places the organism in Eukaryota, Viridiplantae, Streptophyta, Magnoliopsida, Rosales, Rosaceae. The record is from RefSeq and is a predicted model, not a curated record. Gene Ontology annotation, molecular function: protein binding.